GGAUAAUGGAGCUCUAUAAAUGUAAAACAUAAUUAAGAAACCUUUUGCAGAAAAUGGCUCUAAACAUCCCUGGUCUGGUAGCCACGAUUGUGUUCUAUGCGAUAACAUUGGCAACUGGGAUUUGGGCUGCUUGGAAAACCAAAAAGGAGGAGAAGAAUGCAAACCGAAGUGAGGUUGCCAUGGUGGGAGGCAGAAACAUGAACAUUUUUGUGGGAUUAUUCACCACAACUGCAACUUGGGUUGGAGGUGGCUACAUCAAUGGGACAGCUGAGAUCGUGUACCUCCCUACACGAGGGCUGGCCUGGGUCCUGGCUCCAGUAGGAUAUGUUCUAGCUUUUAUCAUUGGGGGCCUCUUUUUUGUAAAGCCAAUGCGAUCCAAAAGCUAUGUGACAAUGAUGGACCCCCUCCAAGAAACCUAUGGGAACACUAUGGGAACCCUUCUCUUUCUUCCAACAUUGAUAGGAGAUGUAUUUUGGUUUGCAGCUAUUCUUUCUGCUUUAGGGGCUACAAUGAGUGUGAUCUUGGAUAUCAGAGGAUAUUUAGCUAUCAUCAUUUCAGCAUGUACUGUUAUACUCUACACUUUACUGGGAGGACUAUACUCAGUUGCGUACACUGAUGUGAUACAGCUGGUUUUUAUGAUGGUCAGCCUGUGGACUUGUGUGCCAUUUGCGCUGCUGAACUCUGCAACUGAAAACAUUUAUUAUACUGCUGUUAAUGAAUUCUAUCAAGUACCAUGGAUUGGCAAACUGGAAACAGAGUAUCUUGGAAGAUGGUUAGAUGAACUUCUGUAUGUGGCUCUUGGAAGUAUUCCAUGGCAGAUCUAUUUCCAAAGAGUCCUCGCAGCCUCCUCAUCCAGACAAGCAAGGCUCACUUCUUAUUUUGCAGGGUUUGGGUGUGUUUUCAUGGUCAUUCCAUCUGUUCUUAUUGGUGCAGUAGCUGCUUCUACAGACUGGAAUCAGACAAGCUAUGGUCUGCCAACCCCUAAUGAAAGAGGGGAGUCUAGCAUGAUAUUACCCAUUGUUCUGCAGUAUCUUUGCCCAGCGUAUGUUUCUGUUGCUGGCUUAGGAGCCAUUGCUGCUGCCGUCAUGUCUUCUGCAGAUUCAGCCCUUCUAUCAGCCAGCUCCAUGCUAGCUCACAACAUCUACAGGAAAAUUCUUAGGAAAAAGGCUACGGAGAAAGAAGUUGUCUGUAUAAUGAGGGUCUCCAUGGUGGUUUUUGGGACAGCCGCUGCAGGCCUGGCUUUCCUUUCUAACUCUGUUUAUGAUCUGUGGUUCCUGAGUGGCGAGCUGGUGUACGCUCUUCUCUUUCCCCAGCUCUGCUGCGUCCUCUUCAUUCCCAACACCAACACAUAUGGCUCAGCUGCUGGAUUCCUCUUCGGGUUCCUGUUAAGGCUGCUGGCAGGGGAGCCUUCCCUGAAAAUCCCCCCUGUAAUACACUACCCAGGCUGUUCCCUUGUGGACGGGGUCUACAUCCAGCUGUUCCCUUUUAAAACCUUCACCAUGCUUCUCACUUUGGGGACUAUCAUCGCUGUUUCAUACCUGGUGGCAUUUUUGUUUAAGAGAAACAUCCUCCCUCAUGGGUGGGAUGUUUGCAGUGUAAUAAAAGAAAGUGAGGCUUCUGUUCCACUCCCUGAGAUAGACGAACAAGCAGGCUUACAAAUAAAUAUAGUUUAUAUUAAUCCUAUUGAAAUACAUACUUAA
Molecule: messenger RNA, 1700 nt
Organism: Mauremys mutica (yellowpond turtle)
Lineage: Eukaryota; Metazoa; Chordata; Testudines; Geoemydidae
Product: high-affinity choline transporter 1-like
Exons: 9
Coding region: 54-1700 (548 amino acids)
Biological process (GO): transmembrane transport; choline transport; acetylcholine biosynthetic process
Cellular component (GO): plasma membrane
Molecular function (GO): choline:sodium symporter activity
Source: RefSeq, a predicted model, not a curated record